Molecule: messenger RNA, 1326 nt
Organism: Wallemia ichthyophaga EXF-994
Lineage: Eukaryota; Fungi; Basidiomycota; Wallemiomycetes; Wallemiales; Wallemiaceae
Product: Brix domain-containing protein C1B9.03c
Exons: 2
Coding region: 1-1326 (441 amino acids)
Biological process (GO): rRNA processing; ribosomal large subunit assembly
Cellular component (GO): preribosome, large subunit precursor
Molecular function (GO): rRNA binding
Source: RefSeq, a predicted model, not a curated record
AUGGCACGCAGAUCACGCGAGAAGAAGAACAGAACACAUAAGAAAGGUGGAUUACUAUCACACGCACCUGGUAGUGAAGAGAAUAGCUCUUUUAAAAUUCCAAAAUCAUUCGUUAUCAAAUCUGGCGAUGUAGGCAAAUCUAUAAAUCAAUUGGUAAAGGAAAUACGUGGUGUACUUGAACCAAAUACCGCUAGUAGAUUGAAAGAGAGGAAGAAGAAUAAACUUCCUGACUUCUUAGCCUUGACGAGUACCCUUGGUUUGACUCAUAUCGUUAUUUUCACUAGAUCCGCCAAUCAUGUCAAUAUGCGCUUAGCACGCACUCCUAAAGGUCCUACUUUGCACUUUAGAGUCGAAAGAUAUUCUUUGAUGAGUGACUUAAAAAAUUCAUCAAAACGUAUCGGAAAUCUAUCCAAUACUCAUAAUGUUCCUCCUUUAUUGGUGUUGAAUGGCUUUGAGAGUGAUAGCAAGCCACAUAAGCUCAUGACUCAGCUGUUUCAAUCUCUUUUCCCGCCUUUAGACGUUUCAAACUUGCCAUUAUCGCAAGCUAGAAGGUUGUUAUUGCUAUCUUAUAAUGCGUCUACCCGUACAAUUGAUAUGCGUCAUUAUGAGAUCACUGUAAAACCUUAUGGUGUUUCUAAGCGCGUUAGGAGAGUCGUUCCAGGUGCUAGCACUGCAAAUAAACUACCAAAUCUCUCAAACGUUCAAGAUAUAUCACAAUACAUUCUCAAUCAGGAUAACUCUGGAUAUGAAUCAGCAGCUACUAGUGACUCAGAAGUAGAGUCAGAAGUAGAUGAAACAGGUCAACCAGUUAGAGUAGUUCAAUUGGCAGAGGACUUCGUUGGUAGAGGGAACAAAAAGGAUGAAAAGCGUGCUAUCAAGUUGAAGGAGAUUGGACCAAGAAUGGAAUUGAGUUUGGUUAAAAUAACGACAGGAUUAGCAGGAUCUCAACCAAAGAAACAUGGAUUGGGCGGCAACAAUGAAGGUGAAGUAUUAUUCCAUGAAUACAUCAACAAAUCAAAGAGAGAAGUUAAAGAUUUGGCUAAAAAACAUACAGAAAGAAAGGCUGAAGUUGCAAGACGAAGAAAGGAACAGGAGGCGAACGUGGAGAGGAAGCGUAAAGAUAAGGAGGAUAGAAAAGCUAAAGGGGAGCAAGUAGAAGAGGAGGAUGAAGUAGAUGAGGAGGAAGUGGAUGAUGAAUUUGGAGAAAUGGGUGACCCAGAAGAAGAUCUUGAAAAUUUGGACUUUGAUGAGCCAAGUGAGGAGGAAGAAGAGAGUGAGAGUGAGAGUGAUGAUAAUUCAUCGAAUAAAAAAGCAAAAACUUCAUAG